Epinephelus fuscoguttatus (brown-marbled grouper) is the source of this 2143-nucleotide messenger RNA. It is a transcript of the gene spaca4l, whose product is annotated as sperm acrosome associated 4 like. Lineage: Eukaryota; Metazoa; Chordata; Actinopteri; Perciformes; Serranidae. The record is from RefSeq and is a predicted model, not a curated record. Bases 110 to 436 code for a protein of 108 amino acids. The transcript is spliced from 2 exons.
AAAAAUUUUUGGAGUUUGAUCCAACGUUAUAACGGUCUGAGUCUCCACAGGCAGACAGCCUCUCCUGAAAAUCCAGUGUGUAACUUUAUUGCUCUCCUAUUUUUCCAAGAUGAACAGAAUUAUUCUCCAGCUCUUUGCUGUCGGAUUCUGCUUUGCAGUCGGUAAGAUACUAACAGUAAUUGUGUGUGUUUGCCGUCACUCCACAGCCAAAGUCAUUGAUAUCCAGAUGAAGGGCUGUCUAGAAGUGGCCAAGUGCAACAUGACCGAAGACGUGAACUUCCCCAGCAGCAGCUCCAACGCCACCGUCUACACCGUGACCAAGACAUGCUGCAACACUGACCUGUGCAAUGCUGCGCCCGGUCUGCCCGGGGCCUCCGGGCUGAGCCUGGCCUUCGCCACCAUCGCUGCUCUGUUUAUGGCCAACAUCCUGGUUUGAUUGAAAACAGUGGAUGACAGAUUACAAAACGUGCGCGUCCACACACACACACACACACACACACACACACACACACACACAUAAAACACACACUACAUAUUGAACACACACCAGCACUACAAGGAUUAAAUUAUCUCCUCAGACAUGAUUUUUUUCUCCACACGUGUUCUUUGCUCUUGAAGUGUACUGUCACACAAAUGCUAAUGCAAGUUUAAAUCCCCCCCCCCCUCCUUUUUUUAAUCAGUAAGAUGUCCCAGUCCUCAUUUCACUUUAAGGAGUAUCUAAAUGUUAGUUUACCAACAAUUUAGAGUAACACAAGACAUCAAAGGUGAUUCAAGGAGUCCACCACCUGCUUACAAUGAGUACUGUAAAGUUUUGAUAAAUGAAUCAUGUGUUGUGUAAGUAAAUUGUUUUGUAGGUCAAUUGGUGUUGUUCAAGGGCUUCAAAAUGAGCCAUCACAUAGGGGCCAGAAACUGCGGAGGCUUGCUCCAGAAGCGAGACAGUCCUCAUACACACCUAUAUUAAAAUGUCAACUUGACAGCAGAAAUAAACAUGUUUACAGGCCGGUACAAAGUAUGGUUUUGGGUCUAUAUCGCAAAUUUUCACUAAUCCGCAUGUAGAUAUAAGAUAUAAGAUGGCGAUGGCCAGAAAACAGGUGUCCACAAACCAAUGAGAGAUUAUUUUUGGUGCCAUCAUACAGUAGCUUAAAGGAAUAGUCCAACAACUUGGCAAAAUUUAUUCACCUUUUUUCCCCCCAAGAGUUAGAUUAGAAGAUUGAUGCCACUCUCGUUUCUUUCCAAAUAAAUAUGAAGCUAUAACCAGCAGCCAGUUAACUUAGCUUAGCAUAAAGACUGAAAACAGGAGGAAGCAGAGAGCCUGAUGCAGUCCGACGGAAAAAGAAUUUACCUACUAGCAACUUUAAAGCUUUCUAGUUAACAACUUAAAUAUUGAGCUUUGAAAGUGGUAGUAAGAUUUUUUUUAACUAUUUGACAGAGCCAGGCUAGCUAUUUCCCAGCUUUCAGUCUGUAUGCUAAGCUAACAGGCGGCUAACUGCAGCUCCAUGUUUACCUUACACAUGUGAAAGUGGUAUUGUCCAUCUCUUCUAACUCUUGACAGGAAGAGGAGCAAUCUAAAUUCACAAAAUGUUGAACUGUAUCGUCAUUUUAGAGUCGUUUUAUUACAAAUAUUGUGAUUUCAAAGCACCUAAGAACAUUUCCGUUUGUAUUCAUUUCUUUUAUUGCCAUUUGUUUGCUUUAUUAUUAUGUAGCUAACAUUAUGUAAAAUAUCUUUUGGCUUAUGUCUGGUAGUGUCUGUGAAAAUAUUUCUUUUGGUUUAGCUGGUUCUUCUAUUUUGACACAAAUAGCUCCAUCAGUUCUGUUUAAUCUGUUUUAUUUUUUGAUAUUUGUGUCAGAUCCACACUGCACAUUAUUCGUUAAACUGUGGGGUAAAUGCUUAUCUUGCUAGUUUUGAAUGUAUAUAUGGGAAGAACGGGAUAAAAUCAAUCAUGUUUGCAGAAAUAGAAAUGUAAUGAGAUUGCAGCAAUUUGAAAUAUGUCAGGGCCAAUGUACACAAAUCAUUAAAGUUGAGUUCCUGAAAUUGACACUUUUGGCAUUAUUCUCCAAAAAAGAAACAUGUCUGAAUGUUUUUGCAAAAUUGGUUAUGUAGACAAUCCCAAGAAUGCAAUAAAUGUCCAACUGGGAAAAAUAA